AUGGCGAAGGAUCAAUUUGAAUUGUUUGCAUCUUGUCUGUUAACUUUACGUUUAUUGGGUAAGUUUCUUGGUUUCCUGACCUUCUCACCAUAUCAUUCUGUUCACGGUCUACCUGAUGAUAUACAGACCAACUAUAUAGAACUCAGAAAUAAUCAGCCAAAUCCUAUAGAUAUAUUAGAGUUAAUGGUGGUCAGUAUAAAUACAGAAAGAUUAAAUAUUACAAUACCAUGGAUAAUAGAAUAUCUUAGUAUGAUGGAUAGAAUAGCUCCUGUAUUAAACUAUUAUCAUAGAGUUUUAUAUUUAUUACAAUAUAUACAUAGACUAUCAUGGAAAUCAGUGAAAAAGGACAAAUAUAAUUAUGGAUGUUUGAUGUUAGUUUCAAUGUUGGGUUGGUUAUUUGAAUCACCUAUAAUGCCUCAAGGUAUAUUUAAAAUGGAAGAAAAAGAUGAACUACAGAACAUUAUAGCUAUAGAUAGUACCAACUGUUCACUGAAACCUGUUGAUAAUUUAGACCUGGUCAGUCAAGAACUUCUGUAUACAGUAUGUCCAUAUUUAGGUGAAAUAAGAACAUUAUUACUAGAGUUUGCUGUGGGUGCUAAUAGUAAAUCAACCAUACGUAAAAUAACACCUGUAUCAGCUGAUGAUUUACCUGAACCAGAAACUGAUAGAAAUUUACAGACUCAACUGGAAGAGAACUUUUUUCACAAUCAUCCAGCAAGUAUGAAGAGAACUGUGGAGUUUGUAUCUGAGAGAACUGCUUCUAAUUUCAUCAAACAUUUUCGAGCUACAGAUUUACCGUGGUCUAUAUCUGAGGCAAAGUCCAGAGUGAAUAGUUUAUUACAGACGUUGAAUAGUACUGUAGUUUCUCCUACCAAUAAAAUAAAGGACCAGAAUCAUCAAUUAGAAUAUAAGAAAAUAGCCCAGAAUCUAUGUGAAGAAGUGAAGAGAAAAGUUUCUAAUACCAAAAGAGAAUAUUGUAGCUCGAGAGUGAAUUCAGCAUUGAAAUUAUUGCUUCCUGACGAACAGAGUUCAGCUGUAACCAAUAUGGCUGCCAGUAUUUGUUGUCGUUUGGCAGAAGAAAGAAUAAAAUCAUGGAUUACUAAUCAUAUUUCUACAGCAAUGUAUUUAAAAGAAGUGAAUACUGAAGCAGAUAAAGUUUUUAAAAAGUCAUUAUUAGAACAAUCAUCCAAUAAACAAAUUAACAUAGGAAAUAGACUCGAUCUACCAGUAGCAUUAUUGAAUACAACAACUGAAGCAUCGAGUUCUUUAACGAAUGUAACAACUAAGUCAAUUCUAUCUCAAGCUGUGUUGAUACCUGUAUGUAGUGUAGAAGAUAGUCAUUAUAAACAUAGAGAAGAUGUUAUAUCACUCUCUGAUUUAUUACAUACUAUACAGAUUAUGAAUAAAGAAAUGGUAGUGAAUAGAUGUUCUAGUCCAGAUUACACCAGACUGAUGAUGGUUAUGGAACAGACACAUCAUGUUCUACUAUUUAAAGAGGACACAGUACCACAAGCUGUUCGUUCAUUAGCUCAGUUAAUUUUAGAUUUAGCUAUCUCAAUUAUUAGCUAUAUGCCUGAGUUAAUUACGGUAGAGUUAUUGGAUUGUUAUAAAAGGUUGUAUGAAACGGAAUUAAAAGAUGUAACAAUAUUUUCUAUAGUUUCAUCACCUAGAUGGUUUUACUUAUUAUAUACUAGUCCAAAUAAACAGAAAUGUGUUCCAAGUUAUGUUUUAUUUAUGUGUUUGUUGUUGAUGGAGAAUUUAAUCACAAUUGAUAUCUUUGAAAAAGGCUGUAUAAAAGUGCUAAAUUCAUCAAAUGUAUAUAAAGAAUUAAUAAAGACAAUAAUCUGUGAUAUAAUAAAAUACUUUAAUUCUAACCAACAAGUGACUAUAAAGUUCAGUAGUGAUAUAUUAACAAUACUACAAUUAAAUAAUAAUAAACAUGAUUUACAGACAGAGUUAUCUCAUCUUGCUAUACAUCCUAAUAUGACCCAAAUCAUGAAAGGAAAGAUAUAAACUCUAUGACUCAUAUAAAGUCAGAUUCAAUGAAAAUGGAGAAUAAAUUAUGAAUAAGAGUUUUACAAUUUACUCUCUGCUCUUAAUUGGAAUAACAGUGUCACCCAAUGGUGUUAAGAAUUAAUGAUUGUGAUAUAAAGAUUGGUGUGCCAAUGAAUUGAAGUGAAGUGGUACAGACUAAUUUUCAAUGCUACAAUUUUAUCAAAUGACAUUGACUUGCUCCUUACAAAAAAAAUCAUGAUUUUCUUUAACAUUUUUAACAUUUACCAUAUGUCUUUCUGUAACUUAAUUCAUGUUUUGAAAAGCUGGAAUAAAACUUUUGAAAUUG
Lottia gigantea (owl limpet) is the source of this 2341-nucleotide messenger RNA. RefSeq lists its product as hypothetical. NCBI's taxonomy places the organism in Eukaryota, Metazoa, Mollusca, Gastropoda, Lottiidae. The record is from RefSeq and is a predicted model, not a curated record. Gene Ontology annotation, cellular component: nucleus. Gene Ontology annotation, biological process: chromatin organization. The transcript has 16 exons. The coding region runs from base 1 to 2013 and encodes 670 amino acids.